UGACAGUUCCACACCGUUACCGAAACUGCCAACACAGAUUAAGUGCAGUGGGUAGACCGGCGGCAUGACUGAGGAGAAAUGCCCUCAGCUGGUGGAUUACUUUGUGGUGGCUGGGCUGGCGGGAGGAUCAGCUCCUCUGGACGAGGAGGGCCAGCAGAGAGGGGGCCGCUCCGUGGAGCCCGUGACGGACCUGGCGGUGAUCGCAAAGGGCCUGGGUGAGGAGGUGCCCGAAGGGUUCACCUGCAUCGAGAAGACCCAGGGAGGACACCCAGCGGAGCUCAGCGCCGGCCUCAUUAACAACCCACACAUGUUCCUCUGCUACAGGAGAGGACAUGACAAGCCACCCAUCGUUGAGCUGGGAGUUCUGUAUGAGGGGAAAGAGCCCGUGAAACCUGGCUGGUAUGUGAUUGAGACGACCCCAUACAGUCGCUCAGCCAGCCUUAGCUCUGGAGGUCCCACCACACACAGGACCUUCCUAAUGUAUCGCCGGGCCCCUGACUCCCAGGCUCUCAACACCCUCGGCGUCACAGACAUCUCUCUCCUCCUGCCCAGCAAAGGAGAGGUGGCACCUCACACCUUCUGCAGAGUGGACAAGAACCUCAACACCGGCAUGUGGGGUCCAGCCCUCUACCUGUGCUAUAAACGAGCGGUAGCCAAAGCCAACGCACUGGUCUAUGAAGCAGGUCUCAUAAGCCGAUACCCAGAGGAGGAUCUGGAGUCUUUCCCCCUGCCGGACUCUGUCGCUGUCUUCUGCCUGCCCAUGGGCGUGACUGUGGAGAGUUGGCCCCUCAACACAAAAUACCAACUGCCUGUCUUCUCUACCUUCGUCUUCACCAGCGCUGCCGGAGAGAAGGUGUACGGAGCUGCCAUCCAGUUCUAUGAGGCGUUUCCACGCGAGGCUCUGUCCGAGAGACAGAGCGUACGCCUGGGUCUGGUGAGCGUGGUGGAUCGCCGACCCAUCACCAGUCGCACGCUGCAGGUGAAGAAGAGCAUCUGUGUCCUUUCCCACUGGCCGUUUUUUACUGUCUUCCAGAAAUUUCUCACCUUCAUCUACCGCUACUCCAUCUCCGGCCCGCACGUUCUUCCUAUUGAAAAACACAUAUCCAGCUUCAUGCACAAUGUUCCCUUCCCCUCACCUCAGCGCCCACGUAUACUUGUGCAGCUGUCGCCGUAUGACAACCUUUUGCUGUACCAACCAGUCUCUUCUCCAUUACCUCUAAGCGGGGCCAGUUUUGUGAAACUCCUGCAGAACCUGGGCCCUGAGAAUGCUGCCACCCUGCUCCUAGCCGUGUUGACUGAACACAAGCUGCUGCUCCAUUCGCUCCGCCCCGAUGUCCUCACCUCUGUCAGUGAGGCCCUGGUGUCUAUGACUUUUCCGUUGCGUUGGCACUGUCCCUACAUCCCGCUGUGUCCACUGCGCCUGGUGGAUGUGCUUUCUGCCCCCAUGCCCUUCAUCGUGGGCGUCCACUCCAGUUACUUUGACCUGUACGACCCUCCUUCGGAUGUGGUGUGUGUCGAUCUGGACACCAACACAAUAUUCCAAUCGGAGGACAAAAAGCCUUUGUCGUGGAGGUCUCUACCCAGAAAACAUGGCAAAGUUUUGUUAAAUUCUCUCAGCAACUUGAACAAGACUCUGGAAAAGAUCUACAUGCCGGGGCAAGAGGAGGCCACGCUGGAGUUCCUGCUGACUGACUACGAUCUGAUCUACGGACGUCAGAAGCAGCUGGAGCUGGAGAUCCAGGAGGCCUUCCUGCGUUUCAUGAGCUGUCUGCUGAAGGGCUAUCGCACAUACCUGCUGCCUAUCACACAGGCCCCUUCUGACAGGACCACCGACUGCAGCUCCCUCUUCAACCUGCAGGGAUUCCUGAAGUCUCGAGAUCGUACUCAGCAGAAAUUUUAUGGCCAGCUGACCAGGACUCAGAUGUUCACCCAGUUUAUUGAGGAGUGUUCUUUUGUCAGUGAUAGGCAUGCCUCACUCGAGUUCUUCGAUGAAUGCGUUCAGAAGGUGGAUGUAGAGAAACCAGAGGAGGUGCGUCUCAUUGACCUGGAUGAGACUCACAGUGGGGAGCACACAGUCUUCAUUAUGCCACCUGAGGAGCCCCAGGAGGCCGACGGCUCCGAGUGCCCCGCCCACUACAGCUAUGAGACCUUCCCCAUACUGCAGCCUGAUCUGUUUGACAGACCUCAGGACCAGCUGCGUGUCCCAGCGAAAGGAAGUGCUCCCAGUAGCCCCGCCCCCCGCCGCACAAAGCAGGAGAUAAAGCUGGCACAGAAGCGAGCCCAGAAGUACUCCUCUGUCCCAGACAUGUGGUCCAAGUGUCUGCUGGGUCAUUGCUACGGACUGUGGUUUAUCUACCUGCCCACGUUCGUCCGCGCGGAGAGCACCAAGGUGCGUGCCCUGCACACGGCCUACGAGGUUCUGAAGCACAUGGAGACACGGAAGGUCAUGCUUCCCGAUGAGGUAUGUUACCGCAUUCUGAUGCAGCUCUGUGGACAGUACGGACAGCCCGUGCUGGCAGUGCGCGUUCUCCUGGAGAUGAAGAGAGCAGGCAUAACACCAAACACCAUCACCUACGGUUACUACAAUAAGGCAGUACUGGAGAGCAAGUGGCCUUCCACCAAUCAGGGAGGCCGGCUGCUGUGGGCGAAGCUACGUAAUGUGUUGUUAGCCGUGGCUCAGUUCAGACAGCCUCUGAAAAGAAGACAGAAGAGUGACUCCGUCAGCUCAAGACCAGGGGACGCCGUAUCUAAACUUCGACCCCAUUCGGCUCUUGUUCGCCAGGCCAGUUGGACCGGCUUGAGCGAAAGCUCCAGUCAUGAAUCUCUGACUGGUCUAAUAGUGAAAAGUAACAGCAUGAGCACCAUGCGAGCCUCAGUUGACAAAUCAAAACUGUCCAGAAGGGCAGAAGUACACAAUGCUGGCACUGACUCCUCCGCCUCCCGCAAACCUCCCGUCGGUCCUCGCGACAGCUCUACGCCUCCUCCCUUUCCUUCGUCGGGUGUCCUGGUGCGUCGUAGUCAGGUGUGUCUGUCCACCUUCUACAAGGACUGUGCCGAGACAGCAGAUCCUGAGCCAGACUGUAAGUGCCAGCCCAGCGAGAGAGAUGGCAGGCUGGCGGAAACCAGGGAGACACUGAGCAGGAAAGCAGUGGAUGAGAACUACAAUAAUGUCUCAUCUCCCAGCCGGGGUUUGGCAGGGAAACUGCAGCUGCUGCUGACGCCCACCCGUCACCGAGCGUCUGUGCGGCGGGCUGCCAGCGUGGACGACCGCAGGCCGGGGGGGGUCCGUGGAGGCAGCCGGCGGGUGUCUGAGCAGAGACAGUCCCGUAAAUCACAGGUGACAGAGACCCUGCUCAAGGCCAGAGAGCGGCUCUAUAACGCUACAUCAGAGAGUUCAUUGUCAGUUGGGAGUGAUGUCGAUUUGACAGAUCCUCCUAAUUUGGCUUACUCUAUCAGGAAGUCAUGGGACUCCACACAGGAAGGGGUGGGCCUUGAGGUGCUGAUGUCCAGUUGCUCGCUGUGUCGGAGUUGUAAUUCCCUGGUCUAUGAUGAAGAGAUCAUGGCAGGAUGGACGUCAGAUGACUCUAACCUCAACACUAGCUGUCCGUUCUGCAACGCUACGUUUGUGCCUCUCCUCAACGCUGAGAUCUGUGACCUGGGUCCAGUCUGCAGUCUGGAGCGCAGUAACUGGAAUGCAGAAGAUCAGUUGGAGAAUGCAAUGAAGCCCCCUGGUGGACAGGAUGGGUACCUGCGACACCUCCACAACGGUGUGAGUGAGGACUCCAGCAGUGAGACAAGUGGCUACUCAGAAAGCAGUAACAACACCAUAGGCUCGUGUUCUAGUAAAGCUCCUUUAGUGACAGUGGCAUACUUAAGCCCGCUGGUGCUGCGGAAGGAGCUGGAAAGUCUGCUCGAGAACGAGGGGGAGGCGGUGCUCUCCCAGCCCCAGCUCCUGGAUAACCACUCCAUCAUCUUCUGGAACCUGGUGUGGUACUUCACCCGCCUGGGACUGCCCAGCAACCUGCUGCAGCUUAUCCACACCUCCCAGCUGGCCUCCCAGUUCACACAGAGUGUGGAGAACUGUGCAGUGAGAGUGAGGCUUAUGUGGGACACGUUGACACCUGACACAGACCACUGGCCCCCCCUCUAUGUCCUCUGGAGAAUACACAGUGGUGUCUCCAUGCGAAACCACAGCUGGCGGAGGCAUAAUCACCCCUUUACCAUCGACUUCCUGGAGGAAGUGCUGCGUUGGGUUGGCAUGAAUGAGGUACACAAAGCUGUCACAUUCUUCCUGGAUACUGUCGCCAAGCAACCCGGCACCCCCAAAAUACAAAGGAGUUUGUAUCGAGAAAUUCUAUUUCUUACCCUGGCUGCUAUGGGCAAAGAUCAUGUUGCUGCCUUUGAUAAGAAAUACAAGGCAGCCUACUCCAGACUGAGUGGCACACUGGGUAGAGAAGAGCUGCGUAAGAAACGCGUCCAGCCUCCCAGCCCUAAAGCCGUGGACUGCCGCCGCUGUUUUCUGCUGCCGCUGGAGUGCUGAUGCAUCUGUGGGCACAGA
Messenger RNA from Chanos chanos (milkfish), 4558 nucleotides. It is a transcript of the gene dennd4b, whose product is annotated as DENN/MADD domain containing 4B. The record is from RefSeq and is a predicted model, not a curated record. The transcript has 29 exons. Gene Ontology annotation, cellular component: cytoplasmic vesicle. Bases 65 to 4540 code for a protein of 1491 amino acids. Gene Ontology annotation, biological process: regulation of Rab protein signal transduction. Lineage: Eukaryota; Metazoa; Chordata; Actinopteri; Gonorynchiformes; Chanidae. Gene Ontology annotation, molecular function: protein binding.